CCAGUGUGAUAAAGACUGUGAUAAAGAAAGUGAUCUGAGAGAACAAAAGGGGCCUGUGUUGAUUGUCCUUGGGGCCUGAUUGGGUGAGUCACCCCCCUUUUCCCUAAGUUAUCAGCUGAGGGACAGGGCUUUCAUCUUGUAGGCCAGCCACCAUGUCUCUGCCAGUGGUCUAGAUCAAUGAGUUUUAAGAGAGGUUUGCUAAUCUGUGAGGGAUCAUCCAUUGUUCACAGGACAGUGAGAACCCAGCAAUCUGCCAUGAGCUGUAAUUGGCUUGGUGCCCUAAAGUCUGCACACAUGGGCUCAUGAUUUAUGGCUUAUGUGAAUGGUGAUCUUAUGCUUAUGCUUAUCUUAUGCUUAUGAUCUUGUGCGCUGAGGUCCAACAGCCUACAAUGCAUGUCUUUGGAAUGGGGUAGGAAACUGGUACAAGAUGAAAGUCCUGUCCCUCAGCUGAUAACUUGGGGAAAAGGGGGGUGACUCACCCAAACAGGCCCCAAGGACAAUCAACACCGUACCUCAAGGAAACCCCCGAAGCACGGAAAGAACACGCAAACUCCACUCACACAGGGCAGAGGUGGGAUUUGUACCCCCAACCCUUUCUUUGCAUACCCCAGCAUGUUAGGAAACUGGGGUCAGAGCGCAGGGUCAGCCAUGAUACAGUGCCACUGGAGCAGAGAGGGUUAAGGGCCUUGCUCAAGGGCCCAACAGUGGCAGCCUGGCAGUGCUGGGGCUUAAACCCCCGACCUUCCGAUCAGUAACAAGGGAGCCUUAACCGCUAAGCCACUACUGCCCCAUUUCUAUUUAAAUACAAUGAUUUAUAUCCAAACAUACAUAUAUACAUUCACAGACACAGACAGAAAGACAGACAGACAGACAGACAGACAUUUGUCCAAAUAUAUAUUCCCUUAAAUGCAGUGUGGAGUCCAAUUGAGUUGGGAUGUCAGCUAUUCCUGUUGGGGAGUUUUAUUGUUUUUCUCAUUUCUGCCUGUUUGUGGAAGAAGUUAGUCUCAAUGUGAAGAAAACUUACUGUGUGUGUGUGUGUGUGUGUGUGUGUGUGUGUGUGUGUGUGUGUGCAUGUGUUCCAGAAUGCGGGAGCGGGAUGUACAGAGUGUGUGUGUGUGGCUGCUGCUGCUCACCCUGGCCCUGCUGUCUCUCUGGGGGCGUCUGGCUCUGGCUUCCUCACACCGCAACCAUAUAGUGCAUGUGAAGGCUGGGACAUGUGAAGUAAUUGCGGCCCAUCGCUGCUGUAAUAAGAACAAGAUUGAAGAGAGAUCUCAGACUGUCAAAUGCUCCUGCCUACCCGGGCAGGUCGCUGGGACGACCAGAGCCGCUCCAUCCUGUGUCGAUGCAUCUAUAGUAGCCCAGAAGUGGUGGUGUCAGAUGCAGCCAUGUCUGGAUGGAGAGGAGUGUAAAGUUCUACCAGAUCUCACAGGCUGGAGCUGCAGUACUGGCAACAAGGUUAAAACGACAAAGGUAACUCGGUAGUGCCAUGCUCCAGCCAGAGGAAUUGGAAGUAGAUGAAUUGGAAAUGGAAGGACUUGCAGAUACAACUUCACCGAUGCUAAAAUAAUACGGGAACCGAAGCAACAAGGUCUCGUGUUCCACUCCAUUCAUACCAAUGAAGACCAUCACACUACUCAGCUCUCCUCCAUCCUCCAUACUUGUAACCCGUUGUCCUGAGCAUUUGCUGGAAAUCUCGUCAGCACAAAUAAAGGGAUAAAAGACUGUCUGCUCGCUGGAAUUUCGCCAUGCUUCUGGAUUAUAUCUUAUGGUAGAACGCUAAUCGCAGAGACAACACACUGCUAACGUCGGAACUGUUUUAUUUGUCCAGUUUCUUCUUUCUCCAGCUGCUUAGACGUUCUGUUGUGUUAUGGUUUUCUUUCUUCUGUCUGUCGAUGCUUCCUGUAACCUCACAUUUUGACCCUGAAAUGAAAAGUGACAUUUUUG
Ictalurus furcatus (blue catfish) is the source of this 1944-nucleotide messenger RNA. RefSeq names its product TAFA chemokine like family member 3b (gene tafa3b). Gene Ontology annotation, molecular function: receptor ligand activity. The transcript is spliced from 4 exons. The record is from RefSeq and is a predicted model, not a curated record. The coding region runs from base 1072 to 1482 and encodes 136 amino acids. Lineage: Eukaryota; Metazoa; Chordata; Actinopteri; Siluriformes; Ictaluridae.